Pollicipes pollicipes is the source of this 1585-nucleotide messenger RNA. RefSeq lists its product as uncharacterized. The record is from RefSeq and is a predicted model, not a curated record. The transcript is spliced from 4 exons. The coding region runs from base 154 to 1230 and encodes 358 amino acids. Lineage: Eukaryota; Metazoa; Arthropoda; Thecostraca; Pollicipedomorpha; Pollicipedidae.
CGCGCCAGGUGGUAAUUGUCGUACUGUCGUGCAGCGAGUCACCACACGGCACGGGCAACAGUGACGGGGCGGCAGCUGAGACAGGUUUGUCACGGGCUUCCGGGCAUCGGCUGGGUUUCCUCAGCAACGGUCGCUACCUCAAAGAGCCGAGUCAUGUCAACGGCCGUCGCUCUGAUGCUGGUGGCGAUGUGUCGGCUGGCCGGGGCGGAGCCAGGCGCCAGCGCCGGCUUCGUACCGAACCGCUUCGGCGCCGCCACCGCCACCGACAUCAACGCCAUUUACACGGGUGAACCGUCCAGCUACGUGUCCUACAAGACAUCCAGCGGGCUCACCGUCUAUCCUGCCUACAACGUGACGCAGGUCAAGUCGAAGCACGACAGGCAAGGAGUGCUGCUAGCCACGGAGAGUCCCGCCGACUUCGCCUACUCAGAGAACAAGGCAGCAUACAGCUUCCCCGAGUACCCGCAGGAGGACUUUGCUGCCUACUCGCCGGAGGAGCUGCACCGACUGCAGACCAAGUGUUAUCAGUUCCACUACCACUACGGCCCGCUGUACGACGUCAGCCAGGCGGUGAACAGCGCAGCCUCGGGCCUGCGCCGCACCGUCCAGCAGACAGCCCACAACACGGCGCGCAAGUUCUACACCUCGACCAACCGGCUGACGCACGCCCUGCACGGAUCCGUCAACGGGUUCGCGCGCUUCAUGCGCUCGUUCGGUGGCAAGGUGCUGCUGAUCGUGGUCGGUACGGGCGCGGCGCUGCUGGUCGUCUCGCUCCUGCAGAUCUUCUUCACGGUGGCGUCCGGCGGCCAGGGUCUGUUCGGCCGCGCCGCCGCCGACGCCAUCGCCAGAGUUUCGGCGUGGGCGGCAGCGCGAAGCCGCAGUCAACGCUCCGCGCAAGCAUACGACGCCAUCAACGUGCUGUACAUGCUGGAGGAAGCAUUCCGCAAGAUGGAGGUGCACGACUACGAGUGCCAGCAGCGGCUGAUGUGUGAGGCGCACGAGGCCGGCGCCGUCGACAAGUACGGCCAGGUGGCCGCCCGGCUGCAGAAGAUCAUCGGGUCGGCUGACCAGGCCUCGCUGGAGGGCGCCGAGCGCGAGGUCGCCGACGCCUUUGCGGCGUUCCGGGACGCGGCCGUCCGCGGCGUGCAGCAGCGGGACUGCCAGCAGACCUACGCCGCCAAGUGCGCCAAAGGCCUGCGCGACUUCGUGUCGGCCGGCACCAAGUACUAGACGUCGAGUUGGCGCUCCGGCUCGGCCCGCUGCAGCUGUAACACGAUAGGCGCGCGCGCGCGCGGUCGGAGACACCGCCCGGGGCAGCCGACGUCUGGGCUGCACGCCGAAGCCGAGACGCGCCGCCAGAGGCCAUUGUUGGGAUCCGUUGGGAGGUGAAGAGAGCUCAGCUCGCGGACCGGGUCAGCAGGUGCGGCGCCGUCAGUCGCGCGUUGUCGGCGCCGACCUGGUUUGUUAAGUAGUUUUGCUAUCUGUUGCUGAUGAGAGUUAUAUUUAUAUAUUUAUUUGAGCUGCAUUCUGUUGUAAAUGCUGCGUGCUGUUACGGCUAAAUAUACUCAGAUGGAUUUUCGAGGCA